This is a messenger RNA of Onthophagus taurus, 1502 nucleotides long. RefSeq lists its product as uncharacterized. Gene Ontology annotation, cellular component: nucleus. The record is from RefSeq and is a predicted model, not a curated record. Gene Ontology annotation, molecular function: zinc ion binding. NCBI's taxonomy places the organism in Eukaryota, Metazoa, Arthropoda, Insecta, Coleoptera, Scarabaeidae.
UAAAGAUUAACUUUUUAUUUAGUGUAGUUUAAUAAUAAAGCUGUUUUUAAAGCUUACUUUACCUGUACGAGAAAUUAAUUCUAUAUAGAGAAUAGAGAUAUUAAAAUUUAUAUUCGGCCAUUUUAUAUUCGAACCCAAGCGAACCGUUUAGUCUUAACCUCAAAGUUUUUAUCAUAAUUAUUUUACAUAGCAUACGAAUUUACAAUUAUAUUUAUGUCUUACAUUACAUUGCUCCUGCCCCCAUCAUGAUCAAAUUGAAGGUGUGCCGUUUGUGUUUAAACCCUAAUAAUUUAAUAGACGUUUUUUAUUCAAAAACGUCGUGCGCUGGGGUGAAUCACCUUAGAACCUGCAUAUUACUAUGCACUGGUAUAAAUAUAUUGUUUGAAGACAGCAUUCCAAAGUAUGUGUGUAAAUCAUGUUGCGAUCUGAGUUUGAGAUUAUAUCAGUUUCGAAAACAAGCACUAGCCACCGAAAAAGCCCUCAAUAAAUUUGAACAAAUACAAAUAUCUGUAAGCUACAACUUUCCAGUAGAUGUAAUCCAAAUAACAGAUUUAAACCGCCUCUUGAUUAAAAAUUCAAACAUCGAAGUACGAUUAACCACAUCAUUCAGCGAAAAACAAGACACAAGUAUCAAAUUACCAAAUAAUGAUUACGCAGUUCAUCCAAGUGUAACGAAUAUUGUAAAAGCACAUAAGAAUAUCAUUUUACCAAAUGAAGUGUUAAAGGAUGAUUUGAAUCCUGUGGUGACGUUGGAUACAUUUUGGAUUUAUGAAUAUUCCGAUGUUGAAUCUGAUGCAUCCGAAAACCAAUUGGAUUCUGAAUCUUCUUUGCUUCAUUUAAAAACUAAUACUACUUCUGAAUUAUGCAAUAUUAAAACUCGAAGAAGCUGCGUAAAUAAUUAUAAUAAGAUUGAUAAUAUCUGUGAUGAAGAUGAAAACUACUUGACGUGUAAAAAAAAACGGAAAACUUCACUCCGAACUACAACGCAACAACCACGUAAACGUUCAAAAUCAAUUUCAGUAUUAAAUAAAUUAAAAGACGAUGAUAAGUCGGCGACAGCGUUUCAGACUUCAAAAGUAAAUGUUUUCACGUAUAACAUGUUUUUUCAUUCGUAUGAAUUUAAUUAUAUUAAAAACAUUUAUGAUGGGUACUCCAAAAACGCUAAAAAUCACGCUACGAAAUGUGUGAAUACAGAUUUCAGUGCCAAUAUUAUAGUGAAAAAAACAGAUAAAUGCUUUGUACUUGAAAAUCUGUUAUGGCAAUUAUCAAUAUUUCAUAUACCUAUAGAAUAUAGUUAUGAUGAAAUUCCUCAGGUACAUGUUUUUAAAAGUCGAAAAAAAGAUGAAGAUUUAGAUUCACCCUUGAAUUAUACAUGGAUUGGAUGUAACGUUAUUGAUCUUCAUAAAAACUCUUUAAAGUAAAUAAGUCGUGUGCAGUAUUAUGUUAAGGAAAUAAGGUUUUUAUGUGUUCAAAUAGUUUUAAAAUAUAUAAUAAUAAUAAUA